AUGCUGUCCAACUCCGAGACCGAUGACAACACUGGUGGGCUGUUUCGGUGGACUAUGGACGCGCUUUUCGGCCGAAGAGUAUCACCAUCGCGUAAGUACAGAACGUUUGCGCAGGACGACACCAAUUACAAUCUACAGCGCGAUUACAGGGCGCCGGAGCCGCAGUGGGACGGAGAGCCCGUGCGUGCGAGAAGUCGAGCGAAUUCGUUAUCGUUUGAUGGGGAUUUUCUGGAUAGGUAUGAACUUUUACCCGAAGAAGAGAUCAUGGACGAAGAAGAGAGAUUUUUGGGUGCUAGCAGGACGCCUCGCGGGCGAAAUAAUGCGAAACUCACAGAAGAGUACGACUUGGAUGCACCUGCUGGUUUUGAGGACCCAGACGCUCGCUUGGCCGCGCGCGAGGGGCCCACGGACACGUUCUCGAAGCGCAGAAGUCGAUCUAAAAAGUACGUCCGGAGCGGCGCCGAUGCGCUUCGAUUUAGACCUCCUACCAUGGAUGAUCCGCUUGUUUCGACUUUGCUAGACGGGCAAAGAUCGCGGGUGGGAAGAAAUCUCGUUGACGACGACCCGUCUCUCCGAUCAACGCUUCCGACUUCAUUUCCGGGCAAAUUUCCUUCGCCGGCGAAGGAGCGUCGCAUGCCACAGGACCACUUGCAAGACCCCAGUGCGAAAUUUCCAGCUAAGGACUACACAAAUAAAUACAUGGAGCUAUUGCAACAAUUGGACGCGAACUCCCAGCUCUUGAAGGGCGUCCGGCGAGAUUUCGUCGAAAAACGACAAGCACACGAGAACCGCGAUCUCAUGUACAGAAACAAAUAUCUCGGCGUCCGCCAAGAACUUAUCAACGAGCUACGACAAUCCAAGCGGCUCUAUGACAACUUUUACACACUCUACAACAAGUACAAAGCUUUAAGAAAGCAUGUCAACUACUCUACUGUGCCAGAGCAGCGCGUACGCGACCUCGAGGCCCAAAUUGUCGAUUUGACAAUACAGAAGGCUACAGAAGAGCGGAAAUUGAACGAGAGGAUCUUCAAACUUGAGCUUAGGCAGCAAGAACUGUUGAGCCAACAUGAAAAGGAAAACCUGCGCAACGAGUCACGCAUUGCGGAGCUUGAGUCACUCCUUAUGAGAACUUCACCCAUGAAGAACUAUAGUUCUGUGCAGGAUGCUCAAUAUUUAAACACGGUUGUACCGGGGGCUUAG
Lachancea mirantina is the source of this 1200-nucleotide messenger RNA. Lineage: Eukaryota; Fungi; Ascomycota; Saccharomycetes; Saccharomycetales; Saccharomycetaceae. The record is from the annotation of a GenBank genome assembly.